This is a messenger RNA of Ananas comosus (pineapple), 1508 nucleotides long. Its product is annotated as acyl transferase 5-like. The transcript is spliced from 2 exons. The coding region runs from base 39 to 1331 and encodes 430 amino acids. The record is from RefSeq and is a predicted model, not a curated record. NCBI's taxonomy places the organism in Eukaryota, Viridiplantae, Streptophyta, Magnoliopsida, Poales, Bromeliaceae.
GCAGCACUCUGCAUUACUUGGAGAUCUGAUCAGUAAGCAUGGCCAACAGCUGCACGAUCACCAAAAAGCCGCCGAUUCUGGUCCGUGCCUGCGAGGCGACGCCGCGGGGGAGCCACCGGCUGUCCUUCCUCGACCGCCGGCCAGAGAUUCGGCUGUCCUUGGACGUCCUCCUGGUCUUCCGGCGCGGCGGCGGGGAAGAUCCGGCGAAGACUAUAAGGGAAGGGCUGUCGCGGGCGCUCGUGCACUACUACCCGGUCGCCGGACGGAUCGCCGAGCCCGCCGGCGGCGAGCUGGCGAUCGAGUGCUCCGGCGACGGCGACGGCGUGUGGUUCGUCGAGGCCUCCGCCGAAGGCCGCCUCGACGGCUUCGGCGAUUGGGAUUUGAUCCUGCGCCUGAUUUUCGCGGCGGGGCUCGUGGCGCGGCCUCCGCCGGAGGUGAAUAUGGAGAACGUCAUCUUCAUGAUGCAGGUGACAGAAUUCAAGUGCGGCGGCUUCACAGUCGGCAUUACUUACAACCACACGGUCUUCGACGGCGCCGGCUCCGCCCAAUUCCUGAACGCCGUGGCCGAGCUGACGAGAGGUCUCGCCGAGCCAACCGUCAGCCCCACCUGGUGCCGAGAACUCAUUCCGAGCCCACCCCGGCCCACCACUUCAGCCCAAGGGCCGGAGGGGCCCAAGAUUCAAUUCACCUUCGACAGUUUCAAACUUGCCGAAUUCGACAUUUCCCUCCAAAGCGUCAAGCAAGUCAAGGACCGAGUCACCGCCGAGACUGGCCAAAGUUGUUCCACCUUCGACGUGGUCACGGCCGUAGUGUGGCAGUCGCGCACACGGGCGAUCAACCUCGACCCCGACGCCGACGUCGGCCUCUCCUUCAUGGCGAAUGCUCGCCACGUUCUACACGAGCUCCUUUCGAUCGAAGGCGGCUACUACGGGAACUGCGUGUAUACCGCAGGGAUCACCUUACCGAGCAAGCAAGUCGCGAAUGCGUCGCUCGUCGUGUUAGUCGGGCUAAUUCGAGAAGCUAAGCGAACCGUGUCGGACGGAUUCUCGCGUUGGAUGAAUGGAGACGGAGCGACGAAUUUACACGCCCUGCAGGACUACCGAAUGUUGACCGUUACGGAUUGGAAUCGGCUGGGGUACUGUGAGAUCGACUUCGGGUGGGGAGAGCCAAGCUUCGUCUACCCGUGCGGUUGUAGUUCCGAGUUCAAUGUUGUGUGUUCGUGCGCCUUCCUCAAGCUGCCCAUGCCGAAACAGGGCAUCAGGUUGGUGAUGCACUGCGUCGAAGAGCAGCACUCGGCGGCCUUGCAUGAUGAAUUGAUGAAGUUCGCCUAAGUCCUCGCACUUUCAAAGGUUGCGAGGUUGAUUCCCGCAUGUCGAAAUUUAUCGAUCGAGUUUCUAGAAUAAAAUAACAAAACAAAAAAAAAAAGAAGAAAAAAACUAGCUGAAUGCGUGCUUAGCUAUGCCUGGAUGUGUCGUAAAAUAAAAUAAACUGGAACAAAUUUGUGAUCA